AUGGCCUUUCUGAUUCUAACUUCAAUUUUGGUAUCCCUUGUAUCAUUUAUCAUCUAUGUUAUUCUGGCAAGAAAGGAACGAUUCAGACUUCGAGGAAAAAUUGGAUUAUCUGGACCAGAGCCUCAUUGGCUUAUGGGAAAUUUAAAACAAAUUAUUGAGCGAAAAGCAAAACUAGGUUACGAUGAUUCUUAUGAUUGGUACAACAAGCUUCACAAACAAUUUGGCGAAACUUUUGGAAUCUACUUUGGCACCCAGCUCAACAUAAACAUUACCAAUGAGGAAGAUAUUAAAGAAGUUUUUAUCAAAAAUUUCUCGAAUUUUUCGGACAGAACUCCACCACCAAUUAUUGAAGAUAAUAAACUCAAAGAAUCGUUGCUCCAAAACACAUACGAAUCUGGAUGGAAGCAUACUCGAUCUGCAAUCGCUCCGAUUUUUUCAACGGGAAAAAUGAAGGCAAUGCAUGAGACAAUUCAUUCGAAAGUUGACCUGUUCCUGGAGAUUUUGAAGGAAAAAGCAAGCUCCGGGCAGAAAUGGGAUAUUUAUGACGAUUUCCAAGGUCUAACCCUAGAUGUGAUUGGAAAAUGUGCAUUUGCAAUUGAUAGUAAUUGCCAGAGAGAUAGAAAUGAUAUAUUCUAUGUGAACGCAAGAAAAUUUAUUACGAAUAUAGAUAUUCGACAUAGACAAAAUUUUAAAAAAGGUAGUCAAUGA
This is a messenger RNA of Caenorhabditis elegans, 708 nucleotides long. It is a transcript of the gene cyp-25A6, whose product is annotated as CYtochrome P450 family. Bases 1 to 708 code for a protein of 235 amino acids. NCBI's taxonomy places the organism in Eukaryota, Metazoa, Nematoda, Chromadorea, Rhabditida, Rhabditidae. The record is from RefSeq and is marked reviewed. The transcript has 5 exons.